GUGCCUUCUCAGUGGAAGGAAUCAGAUGGAAGGAAGAAUGGGUCUGGAUCUUCCAACAUGAGGCAGAGGCACAAAGCUGGUCAUGGACACAAUACAGGGAUGCUUGAUCUCCACGGAGGCAGACUUCCCGGUUGAAGAAAGCGCAUGCCAGAAGUGCUGGGGGUGCUGGUGGAGAGCUGAGCUUUCGUUCCUGUUGAGGCAGCUAAGGCGGGCGGCGAGCGCGCUCCUUCCUGUGCUUCCCUCUUUGAUUGACGCUGGCUUCCAAGCCCUGAGUCCGCCUGAGAAAAAGCAAAGGAGUAUAAUUUGCUGAGAGAAUUUUCCUGGCAGGGGAAGGCACGAAGUGCAGAGAAAUGUGCCAGCCAAGAGCCUGGAAGCACAAGUCCAGGUGCUAACGCAACUUCCACCCAAGCCAUGCUGUUGUGAAGUGCUGUCUUUCCAGACGCGUCUUGCUCCGCGCACCAGGGCAGAGUGCACAGGGGCUGCCCAUGGCAUCGCGGCAGCCUGGGCUGGAUUAGUUCCUGCUCUGUCGUUGCUUCCACUGUCUGAACAACUGAAGAAGGUUGCAGGAAAGAUGUUGGACUUGAGCUUCCUUACCGACGAGGAGUAUGAGAAGCUGGUGAAGGUUCUGCAGAGAGAUGCAGAGCUGAAGAAGAAGGAUGGGGAUCGCAUCAGGCGAAUACAAGGCUCCAUCAAGGAUGAGAAGAAGAAGAAGUUUGUGACAGGUGAAUGGUUUUCAGAAGUGAAGGCAAAACGGUUUCAGGAAGACUUAGAGGGGCCAGAUCUACUUCGAGCAUCCAUUAGAAAGAAAAAAGGCAAACUAGAAAACAUUUCCCACUGCCUCUUUACAGCACUGGCUGAGGGUCAAGAUUCUGCAGCUGCUGAGGCCAAGGAAUGCAUCCAGACGGGUCUGGGAAGCAGAGCUGCCCCAAGUCCUGCCUUCCCUGAGCAUGCUGUUGGCACAGGAGAGGAGAGAUCCAGCACACAUGCACUUGAUACAGCAGAGGAGCAUAAAAUCUGGCCAAAACCGAAGCCGAGACUUCAUGUCCCCCUGUCUGCAUCACACAAGAGAUCCAAUAUACAUGAUGCCUCUUCCUCAGAGAGUGACACUGCAACAAGUCCAUUUGUGACUGCAACAAACAACUUGCAUUUGUCUAGAAAAGGUCAUGAAUUACCUUCAUUGCCCACCAGUGUUUUAGAAGAUGCUGUGCCUCAGGCCACUACUGCAGCUGGAGGAGAUGCUGUUAAUGGGGCCUCUGGCACCACACUGGGAGCAAAAACUCCACCUGAAGAAACUUACAUUCCCAGCAAGAUACCAGUUAAGAAGAAACCGAGCAGAACCUUCCCCAGGUCCGAGCAGUUUGUGAAUGACAUGGUACCAGCAGAGAACAGCCUCACAAACAGAAAGCUGUUGGCAAGCCCCAAACCACUAACCACAGAGGAGGAGAGCAGCCAAGCUGUGAAGCAAGGCACAAACUAUACCAUCUCAUCAAUGAGUAACAAAGAGGAGGAUAUUGGCCUUGAUCGUGAACACUUCAAGCACUUGAAGAACUUCUGGGAGAAAGGAGCAGACUCUGUAAUGGUGGGGAACAUGCCAGAGAAGCCAGCUUGGGUGGAGGCAGACGGCAGGCAGUUCAAACUGUGCCGCUCGCUCUCUCUGCAGUCUGGGCAAGGCCGAAACAGUGAAGAAAAACCUGGAGUCUUCACCAAAACAAGAACCCCCUACAAAAGGACAAUAACCCUGUCUUCUAGUGAGGAAGAACCAAGCUAUGCCGCCCCUUCAAGAAAGGGCUCCAUUCCCACCAUUCCUAGAUCCACGUAUGCCAAGAGCAAAGGCAGCCUAAUUACAAGAAAUGACUCACCGAGUGAAAGCAGUGGGAAGCCACUGGUGCCAGAGGAAGAGAAGUGCUCCAAGAAAUCCAGACUGCCUGUGCGAGCCCCUUCCACCAAAAUUGAGUCACCUACCAAAGAGGUGUCUGGCAGUGGGGUAGAGCCAGAGACGCCUACAGAUGAGUUGAUUGUGGCAGAAGAGCGCAAGUGCACAGCAGAUUCCCUGGCAAGCAGGGUGCAGAUCAUGAUUGAGCCUGUGCUUACAGAUGGUGAAAACAAUGAUGGCAAAGAGGAAAGACCUGAUUCAGGCACUCAUGACAACAUGGAAAUAAAGGGAGAGCUACCUGAGGAAAAAAGGUGUGAGUCUUCAGACAAGCCACCAUCCAGUGAACCAACCAGAGAGAGAGAAGCUGUUCAGGGAAUGGACUCAUCUGUUUACUCAGAGGAAGAUGGGGAUCAUUCUUCUGCUGCUCAGGCGUUGGCCCGAGCAAAUAGCAUUAAUGUUGCAAAGAGCAUGGUGAACAUUUACACAACCACAGAGACGUACAAUAAACCACAUUUGAUAGACCAUCAGUUCCUUGAACCCGAAAGAGUCAAAGAGCUGAGCAGAUCCUCUCCUCUCCUGCUGUCUGAGACUGAAUCAGACACGGCGUCAGAAAUCAGCUUCCAGUUUAACAGGCACAAAAAGACCCCCAGCAUUGGCAGCCACUCAUCCGACAUGGCAUCUGUCUCCUCGGUGAGUGGCAGCGUGCUCAGUGUCUACAGUGGUGAUUUUGGGAGCGUGGAUGCCCAAGGUACUGUGGAGUUUGCCUUAGACUAUGAUGAGAAGAACCGGGAGUUCCAGGUUCAUGUGUCCCAGUGCAAAGAUUUGGCUGUUGUGGAUGAGAAGAAAGGCAGAUCUGACCCAUAUGUUAAAACUUACUUACUCCCAGACAAAGCUAGAAUGGGUAAGAGGAAAACUUCAGUGAAGAAGAGGACAGUGAAUCCCAUUUACAAUGAAGUACUACGGUAUAAAAUAGAGAAAAUGGUAUUGCUGAUCCAAAAAUUGAAUCUCUCUGUUUGGCACAAUGAUCCACUGGGACGUAACAGUUUCUUGGGAGAGAUUGAAGUAGACUUGGCCAGCUGGGACUGGAGUAACAGAAAACUCAACUGGUACCCACUGAAGCCCCGAAGCCUCUCUGCUGUUAACGGUGUGGAUCAUCGAGGAGUGAUGAAUUUGUCUAUUAAAUAUGUCCCUCCAGGAAGCCUGGGUCCCAAGAAUCCUCCUUCUGGUGAAGUUCACAUUUGGGUCAAAGACGUCAAGGACCUGCUGCAAUUGCGUCCAUCUGGAGUUGACUCCUUUGUGAAAUGCUAUGUGCUGCCAGACACCAGUAAGAAGAGUUACCAAAAGACCCGAGUCAUAAAAAGAGACACAAACCCUGUUUUCAAUCACACCAUUGUGUACGAUGGCUUCCAUACAGAGGACCUAAAGGAUGCUUGUGUUGAACUGACUGUGUGGGAUCACGAAAAGCUUACCAACCAUUUCCUUGGAGGAAUCAGGCUGGGCCUUGGGACAGGUUUGAGCUAUGGCAUCUCUGUGGACUGGAUGGACUCCACACAAGAGGAGGUGGCCUUUUGGCAGGAAAUGAUGUCAGCUGCCAACGAGUGGAUUGAGGGACUGCUGCCCCUGCGCUCGCUGGCAGGGAGGAAAAAACUGAAAUAACAAACCCCUUGUGCCAUAGGAAGGCUGAAUGUGGUCAUUAGAACUGGGAGACUUCCUGCACCAAGGUGAUAGAGACCAACCCUGGGGCUGGCAGUGUCAGGCUGAUAAGGCAAUUGAUAGCACUUUGGAGAUACUACAUGUUAAAUACUAAAAUGCCAGCUGCCAAACUGAUGCUUUACUUGAUUCUGACCAAGAAGACACUUGAUUUGCCAUUUUAUUUAAUCAUUUACAGUCAGUAUCUUUGAAUUCCACUGGCAAAAAGAAAAUGAAGUAUUUUUAUAAUGUUUCCUGUGUCAUUUUCUUUUUCUGUGCAGAGAUGUAGUUGUACAAAAGCAGCAACAUGGUAUUACUCA
Molecule: messenger RNA, 3882 nt
Organism: Pogoniulus pusillus (Red-fronted tinkerbird)
Lineage: Eukaryota; Metazoa; Chordata; Aves; Piciformes; Lybiidae
Product: synaptotagmin-like protein 1
Exons: 18
Coding region: 572-3529 (985 amino acids)
Biological process (GO): exocytosis; intracellular protein transport
Cellular component (GO): plasma membrane; exocytic vesicle
Molecular function (GO): small GTPase binding; neurexin family protein binding
Source: RefSeq, a predicted model, not a curated record